AGCCUCGCAUCCAACAAUCCCUUCCGCAACUAUCGCGCUACCUCUCCAAGCCACCUCAACACUUCCUUUCCCACGACGCCUACAUCCCCCUUCGACGACCCAAUGCCGUCCUCGCGCCCUCUGUCGCGGAACCCGUUCCUGGACCAGCCGCUCGCUCCACGGCCUGCCGAUGUGGCAGCUGCAGCCAAAACCCAGUCUCUCACUGCUGAGGAGAUCUUCGGAUCUCUGACGCUUGACGACUCUCCUGCGUUUUCAGUCAAGCAGCCCAUUGAUUCAACACUGCUGAAGAAGCGCCCUACAGACCGACCCGCGCCUCCUCGCCGUGAAAGCGAGAGCACCGCGUCUGGCAAAGCUGCUGAGAAGCAUCGUCCUACUCGCUCCCAGGAGGAGGCCCUGAGAGCUCGCAAGCCGCCUCCACCUGGAUCAAAGCCGCCAGCGCCAAAGCCGACAACCCGCCCCAGCCUUCUGGAUGAUUCGCCGCCUCGUAAGCCGGUGCAGCGACGCCCAAGGCGCAACUCCGACUCGUCUGUCAUGGACUUUGAUAGCAAGUCCCUCACGGCUGAAGAAAAGAGGAUGAUUGAGGCCAGGCGCCGCCAGCAUAGCAAGACCAAAUCAACACGUCCCAGCCGUAAAAUGGACAUUAUUGAUCAGCUGGACGCCACCAGCAUCUACGGCACAGGCUUAUUCCACCACGAUGGACCCUUUGAUGCUUUGAACCCUCAUCGGAAUCGCCAGAACAGCAAAAAGCUGUCUCCGAUGCAAGCAUUUCCUGAGGGCUCCCUCAAUAACACACUGGGCGGCUCCGGCCCCCUCAAUGCGCAGGCCGAUCACUCGACCUUUAUGGGCCACGGUGGUGAUGAGGCGUUCCAGGACUUUGCUGCCAGUGGAAAGGGCAAGAGCUCUCGAGAACCCAUCAUUUUUGAUGCUCAGGCACGCACAACCUUGGUGCACGGUGAUGAGAGCCAUGGCUUGGGCACUUCAACUUUCCUUGAAGGAACGCCGGCUGCGCGAUCGGCCAUUGUUCGCCGACAAGUAGAGCAUGCUCAAGAAUUGGCCGAAGGCGGUUUGCAGCGGAAGAAGUCUGUGGCUCAGAGAAUCAAACAGAGGGUGCGACCAGACUAUAGCAGUAGGCCCAUGCCUGGCCAUGGCCGUUACGACUCGGACGAUUUUGGCGAAGAGCGCAUCACCGUCCCCAGACCUCCCCCACGCGAACGCGAACGAGAAGGCAGACUUUCGCCGCCGCCCAUGCCACGACGAGGCUCAGGAAGUGCUCUGGAGCGACGAACAAGCGCGGACGAAUUACCAUCCCCUUCCAAUGAGGCUCCUGCUAAGCCAUCCGGCCUCCUAGGCCGAAUGAAGAGUUUGAAGGGAGGCAGGCGA
Molecule: messenger RNA, 1380 nt
Organism: Trichoderma virens Gv29-8
Lineage: Eukaryota; Fungi; Ascomycota; Sordariomycetes; Hypocreales; Hypocreaceae
Exons: 3
Cellular component (GO): cytoplasm
Source: RefSeq, a predicted model, not a curated record